This is a messenger RNA of Phascolarctos cinereus (koala), 1035 nucleotides long. RefSeq names its product cell cycle control protein 50C-like. Gene Ontology annotation, cellular component: plasma membrane; endoplasmic reticulum; Golgi apparatus. The record is from RefSeq and is a predicted model, not a curated record. Gene Ontology annotation, biological process: phospholipid translocation. Lineage: Eukaryota; Metazoa; Chordata; Mammalia; Diprotodontia; Phascolarctidae.
AUGAAAAGAAACAACUGCCAGGGUCUGCCAUCCAGAAUGCCAGACAAUACCGCGUUUCAACAGCAGCAGUUGCCAGCCUGCAGACCUUCCCUCACGGCCCGGGCAGUCCUCCCUGGCUUCUUUGCCACUGGAGUAUCCUUUCUUGGCAUGGGCAUCCUCCUCAUAUUAUCUGCAAAGAGUGUCAAGGAAAUUGAGAUUACAUAUACAGACUUAUGCUCAAAUUGUUCGAAACUGAGGGAAAAUGCCUCUAAUUUCUACAAAGAGUGUACCUGCUCAAUUCCUUUCUUCAUUCCAGAGAAAAUGCCAGGCAAUGUUUACAUGUACUAUAAACUGCACAACUUCUAUCAGAACUAUCGCCGAUACAUUAUUUCCAGAAAUAAUCGCCAGCUUUUGGGAGAAGAUAAUACGGAUGUUGAGAACUGUGCUCCAUUCCAGAGGGCUUCCAAUGAUAGGCCCAUUGCUCCUUGUGGCGCCAUUGCCAACAGCAUGUUCAAUGACACUAUUCUUCUGUCAUACUACCCUAACUCAUCUACAGGAAUCAACGUCCCACUACUCAGCAGUGAGAUUACGUGGUGGACCGAUAAGCAUGUCAAGUUUCAGAAUCCCAAGUCCAGUAACCUUUCCAGUGCAUUUGCAGGAACUGCCAAGCCUCCUUACUGGAGGAAGCCUGUCUAUCAGUUGGACCAAGAGAAUCCAGAAAACAAUGGUUUUCUCAACAAUGACUUCAUUGUCUGGAUGCGGGUAGCAGCCCUUCCCACUUUCAAAAAGCUCUACAGGCGCAUCCACAGAAUCCAGCAGUUUGCCGAUGGCCUCCCUGCCGGGAAUUACAGCCUCGACAUAUCCUACAACUUCCCUGUUACCGUAUUCAAAGGAGAAAAGGGAGUGGUGCUUUCCACAGCGACGUGGAGUGGAGGGAAGAACUUCUUUCUGGGUGUUGCCUAUACGGCCACAGGAGCGAUGACAUGGCUCGCUGCCUUUUCCCUGAUGGCAGUCCACUUAAAACUGAAAAAGAAGAAGGCAUCCUUCCAAUGUUAA